UUGUCAUCACUAAGGCGCUCAAUUUUCAGCAUAGCUGAUAUAAGUAAACCUACGUCGUUUUUUAUUAAUGGAGGUAAAACUUGGAUUUCUGCGUGCCUGCAAGAAUCAUAGUUGUCUUAGCCAUGAGCUGAUUGAUCAAAUACUCACACCAUUAUGUGAACACCAUAAUGUUCGCAAGCCAUCCCAAUUGGAGGAUCUGAAAACGUUUGUUAAGGAGAUUGAUGAAUCCAUUGGCGAAUAUAAUCAAACGCUGACAUUCAUCAAGCAUCCCAUCAAGGGCAAGGAAUAUUUGGUUUAUGCCAAAACCGAUGCGACACCAGAUUCUGCAGUUGGCUUAAGCACUAUGGCUGCUGUCGAGUAUCAAUACUUUUCCAUUCUAUUGGACAAAAUAGCUCAAGAGGAUGACUGUUCUAUACCCUGGACUGGAGCGUAUAAAGAUUUGGGUUUUGAGGCAUCGGCCAAGCCACCAAAAAAGAAUCGCUUACAGGUUUUGCUACACAAAUGGUGUGAAAUGGGCUAUUUUUUAGCUGAAGAUGACAAAAUCUAUCUGGGUCCACGCAGUCUCGUUGAAUUCGAAUUCUAUCUGCUAACCAAUCAUCCAGGGACAAUCAAGAAAUGUGUACUCUGUAACAACGUGGUACUAUGGGAUAUUAGAUGUGCCUCCUGUCAGGAACAAAUUCAUCGUGAUUGCAUUCAUAAAUAUUUGCAAAGGCGUUCCCAUUGUCCGGCCUGCAAUAGUCUAUGGACGACACCAACGCGUCGAUCUAACUCAUAAAAGAGAUAUUUAGGAUUAACUGUAAAAGUUCUAACAGGAUAUACUUUAAAUGUCAAUGAAAUGUUUCUUUAAGUAUUUUUGUCUAGUUUGUUAAGAACAAAGUAAAUUUAGUAAUCAUUUUAAUCGAAAAAAAAAAUAGACGUAUUAAAUCCCAACAACUACUUAUUAAAA
Molecule: messenger RNA, 946 nt
Organism: Drosophila willistoni
Lineage: Eukaryota; Metazoa; Arthropoda; Insecta; Diptera; Drosophilidae
Gene: Nse1
Product: non-structural maintenance of chromosomes element 1 homolog
Exons: 1
Coding region: 68-775 (235 amino acids)
Biological process (GO): DNA damage tolerance; double-strand break repair via homologous recombination
Cellular component (GO): nucleus; Smc5-Smc6 complex
Molecular function (GO): ubiquitin-protein transferase activity
Source: RefSeq, a predicted model, not a curated record